GAAUGCAAACCCUAGAAGCAGCUUACAAAGAUAAGGACAGACAACUUCAAGAAGAAAAGGCAAAAUUCACAAAACUUAAGGAAGAUUUCAAAUACAACCUGAAAGUGCUUGAGGAGAGAGACAAGGAACUAGAAACAUAUGAUUUAACUUUCAGUGAGCUAAAGUCCAGUCUGAAUGUAAAGAAUGGAGAGAUGAGUGAGAUGAAGAUCAAGUUAGACGACAUGAAAACAUGGAGUGACAGAGAGAACCAAGCACGGGAAGAACUCCAGCUUCAUUAUCAACAGAGGUUGAAAGAGAAACAGGCAGAAAUUGAUUCCUACAGAUGUUCCAAAGAUUCUGAGCUGCAACAGGAAAGGAAAGAAUUUGAAAACUUCAAGAGAACUCUUCAAAGGAAAUUGACAGAAGUUGAGGAAGAACUGGAUACACAACGCAGAGAAUUGAGUGCAGAAUUUGACGAUGCCUUGAAGAGGAGAGAACAUGAGUUUCGUCUACAAACAGAUGAAAUGGGCACAAAAGUUCUAGAGUAUGAACUGAAG
Molecule: messenger RNA, 536 nt
Organism: Mizuhopecten yessoensis (Yesso scallop)
Lineage: Eukaryota; Metazoa; Mollusca; Bivalvia; Pectinida; Pectinidae
Product: coiled-coil domain-containing protein 57-like
Exons: 4
Source: RefSeq, a predicted model, not a curated record